UCGGUCAACCCAGUGGAGGGCAGUGAAGCUACUGAUGCCUCUAAUAUCCACGAAGAAGAAUUCGACCCAGGCUCAUCAGUAAGCGACGAAGAUGGCCGCCUGUGGGCUAUUCCGCUCCCUGUCUUCCAACUUUUUCACAGUUUUGCCUUUACUUACCCGCUCGGCAACACUUUCACCGUUGCGGCUGGCAUCUAAACCUUACUUUGGAAGAACUCUAGCCACUUCUAGUCGAUUAACAGCAGAACUUAAAUUCACAGACAAGCACGAAUGGAUCCGAGUAGAAGACGACGGUAGUGGGACUGUCGGUAUCAGCAAGUUUGCGCAAGAGGCUCUGGGAGAUGUAGUUUACUGUGGACUGCCAGAGGUGGGAACACAGCUGGCUAAACAUGAUGAGUUUGGAGCGCUGGAAAGUGUGAAGGCUGCCAGUGAGCUUUACUCCCCCCUGACUGGAGAAGUUGUGGAGGUCAAUAUGCUACUGGCAGACAGCCCAGGUCUGGUCAACAAAUCUUGCUACAAAGAUGGUUGGCUGAUGAAGAUGACCAUUGGCAACCCUGCAGAGCUUGAUGCUCUAAUGGAUGAAGCGGCGUAUGACCGAUACAUCCGCUCCAUUGAGGACUAACCUCAUACCUCCUUAGAAGUGCUAUGCUCCCUCUUUCCUUUUCAAACACCACUGGCAGAGAUAUCCACAAGUUGUGUCAGUGUCAGCUACAACGCCAUCCUUAGCAUCCAAAAGUGGAGCUCCAGAUUGCUAAUAAUAAUGUCAGUCUACACUGCAUGUAUGAAGGCUAUACUGUAGACAUGGGACUGUAAAUUAGAAAAUAAACAUUUCCUGAGACGGUG
Messenger RNA from Cottoperca gobio, 840 nucleotides. Its product is annotated as glycine cleavage system H protein, mitochondrial-like. The record is from RefSeq and is a predicted model, not a curated record. Lineage: Eukaryota; Metazoa; Chordata; Actinopteri; Perciformes; Bovichtidae. Gene Ontology annotation, biological process: protein lipoylation; glycine decarboxylation via glycine cleavage system. Gene Ontology annotation, cellular component: mitochondrion; cytoplasm; glycine cleavage complex. The coding region runs from base 92 to 619 and encodes 175 amino acids. The transcript is spliced from 5 exons.